CACCACCAAAAAUUUAAGCUGCGCACUGAUUUUAACUGCUGUGUGCGAUUUAGUUGCUGUUGUGUUAUAACCAACAACACCACCACCCACCAAACCUCUCUGGCCUGGCGUCGUACUCGUUAUAUAUAUCCUUUGCUCCCGCUUUUCCCUAUGACCUAUAAUUUGCUUUGAAAAAUAGAAUGCCUCUGCUUCUAUAACCCCCUAUUUGCUCUCUAUAAACUCUUUGCUUCUCCAUACGCCAACCCUACAAUUUUCUAAAGACACAGACGCACAACGAACACACCCCUGUGCGCCCAGCGUCCCACCUAAAUCCCACCUCGGCGGACACGGACAAGAAUACAGACGAAAAAUCACAGCUCGCGCCGUGCCCAUAGCAGAACGGGGGGGUGUGCGCAAAUCUCCAAUAAUUCCACUCACUCUCUCUCAACCCGCCCUCUCUCCCCCAACCCGGCCGCCGGACCGGAACGAAAAGAAGACGACCCUACAAAGCGGGCUGGCGACGAUGUCUUCGAGCAGCAGCAAAAGUAAAGCCCACCUGCGGCUGCGUUCAGACUCCAACCGGACGACCUUCACUAACAUGCUGGCGAGUGUAGAGGCAGCUGCGGCCGAGUCGCUGAGUGAGGAUGCGCUGGUCCACCUCAAGUCGUACAAGUACUCUAGCGUCGAUGAGAGCUAUAUCUCGAAUUAUAUCUUAAAACACUACUGGAAUGCAUGUGUGGAAUUCCUACCCCUGUGGCUGGCGCCGAACAUGGUGACGCUGCUGGGCUUCUUCUGCAUUAUCAGCAAUGUGAUUUUCCUAGUCAUAUGGCAACCCGAGAUGAAUGGCCAGGAUCCGUCAUGGAUCUACUACAGCUUCGCCUUCGGCCUCUGGGCCUACUCAACCAUGGACAACAUCGACGGCAAGCAAGCGCGCCGCACCGGCACCUCCAGCCCCCUCGGCGAGCUCUUCGACCACGGCAUCGACUCCCUAAACUGCACCCUCGCCUCCCUCCUCGAGACCGCAGCAAUGGGGCUAGGAAACUCUAAAGCUGCGAUGUUCACGGCUCUCGUGCCUUGCAUACCUAUGUUCUUCUCGACGUGGGAGACAUACCAUACUCACACCCUGUACCUGGGGGUCAUCAACGGCCCGACUGAGGGUCUCAUCAUUGCCUGCUUGAUAAUGAUGCUCGCGGGCCACUUCGGACCCGUCAUCUGGACGCAACCACUCACCGAUUUCUUCGGCACAGCCUGGUUCCCCUCCUCCCUCUCCGCGCUCACCUUCCGCGACGUCUGGGUCGGAAUCAUCAUUCUCACCCUCUUCGGGACCCAAAUCCCCUUCUGCGUCCUCAACGUCGUGCGCGCGCGCCGCCGCGACAACCUCCCCGUCGCCCCCGUCUUCCUAGAGUGGACGCCAAUGAUCACCUUCUCCGUCGCCGUCGGCACCUGGCUUCUCUCCCCGCAUUCCACGCUAAUGGCAGAAAACCACCUUGUCCUCUUCUGCCUAACCAUGGCCUUCGUCUUCGGCCGCAUGACCACGAAAAUCAUCCUCGCCCACCUCACGCGCCAACCCUUCCCCUACUGGACUGUGAUGCUCUGGCCUCUCGUAGGCGGGGCAUUGAUCUUCCACCUCCUCCCGUCGAUGGGCUUCUCGCCGCUCACUGCGGAUAUGGAGUUGUUGUAUCUGCGCGCGUACUUUGUGUUCGCGGCGGUGGUGUAUUUUAGGUGGGCGUGGCUGGUGGUUAAUUCCAUUUGUGGGUAUUUGGGGAUUAAUUGCUUAACGAUCCCGGAGGUUAAGGCGAGGGAUUUGGAGAGGGAACGGAAGUUGGCGGAGACGGGGAGGAGGGGGGGGAGUGCGAGUGCGAGGGGGGGGUAUGUGGGUGAUGUGGCGGAUGCGAGGGGGAAGGUGCAUUGAGUGUGGAGAUGUUGGUGAGGAAUUGAGGAGGUGAGGGGGGUGGUGGAUGUAUAUAGCCCAUGCAUGAAUGGAGAGGAAGGAUGAGUGGUAUAAAAUGGAGACAUGAAGGGCCCAGAAGGGGUCAGAACGCAAUACAGAGAGUCGAGUUUGCAUAGCGAGCGAGCGAGCGGUGCUGCAUUACAUCAGUUCAGACUCUUGGCGGAGGGGGUUCUCUUGAUAGAGAGAGAUGGCAGAUUGGGUGGUUGAAAGAAAAAUGGUGACUGGAGACGGUUUACGUUUAAUGAGCAAAUAUUGAAUUAUACAAUCCUGGUUAAUACUAUAAUAAAACAG
This is a messenger RNA of Pseudogymnoascus verrucosus, 2221 nucleotides long. RefSeq lists its product as uncharacterized. Gene Ontology annotation, cellular component: membrane. The record is from RefSeq and is a predicted model, not a curated record. Gene Ontology annotation, molecular function: phosphotransferase activity, for other substituted phosphate groups. Gene Ontology annotation, biological process: phospholipid biosynthetic process. NCBI's taxonomy places the organism in Eukaryota, Fungi, Ascomycota, Leotiomycetes, Thelebolales, Thelebolaceae. The transcript is spliced from 3 exons. The coding region runs from base 503 to 1891 and encodes 462 amino acids.